UGCGAAACACGUGAAUAUAUUCUCCCAAACACGCAGUGAAGCGCGAAAACCCUACACCCAUUUGACGUUGCCGUUGCCGUUGGCUUCCAACGUCAGGGAGGACUAGCUCCAUAUCCGAAAGUUGCUUCGAUCCAUGGCUACUGUUCCUGUUAACCCAAAGCCUUUCUUGAACAAUUUGACUGGGAAGCCUGUGAUGGUUAAACUCAAAUGGGGGAUGGAAUACAAAGGCUUUCUUGUGUCUGUGGACUCGUACAUGAAUUUACAGCUUGCAAAUGCUGAAGAAUAUGUUGACGGGCAGUCCACUGGAAGUCUUGGAGAGAUCUUGAUCAGAUGUAACAAUGUCCUCUAUCUACGAGGCGUGCAAGAGGAUGAAGAAAUCGAAGAAGCUGAUCGCGAUUAGGUGGCAAGAAUUUUCCAACCUGUAGAACAAUUUUCAUGAACUUCUUGGGCUUUUCAUUAUGAUACCAUUCAUCAGG
Molecule: messenger RNA, 476 nt
Organism: Andrographis paniculata
Lineage: Eukaryota; Viridiplantae; Streptophyta; Magnoliopsida; Lamiales; Acanthaceae
Product: probable small nuclear ribonucleoprotein F
Exons: 6
Coding region: 134-400 (88 amino acids)
Biological process (GO): spliceosomal snRNP assembly; mRNA splicing, via spliceosome
Cellular component (GO): U1 snRNP; catalytic step 2 spliceosome
Molecular function (GO): RNA binding
Source: RefSeq, a predicted model, not a curated record